Messenger RNA from Maniola jurtina (meadow brown), 7245 nucleotides. RefSeq lists its product as uncharacterized. Lineage: Eukaryota; Metazoa; Arthropoda; Insecta; Lepidoptera; Nymphalidae. The transcript has 9 exons. Gene Ontology annotation, molecular function: zinc ion binding; protein binding. The coding region runs from base 306 to 2018 and encodes 570 amino acids. The record is from RefSeq and is a predicted model, not a curated record.
AUGACACUUUUGUUUUAUUCUGUGAUUCAGUAAAAAAAAUUCUCUCAUUCAAUGGUCGUAUGUAAUAUUAUUUUUGUUGCUAAAUAGUGUUAGAUUUGUACAAAUUCUAUUUGUUUAGCUUUUUUCGCACGUUUUUAAUAGUAGUAGAACUAAUGUUCAAUGUCAGAUUAGAGAGUUGUGCAAAAACUUUUCGGUGUCGUCACUGAGUGACUGUCUCGAGUCUACCCAUUUUAUCACAAUCCAAGUGAUAUUAAAUUGUUUGAAUUGCGAUGUGGCGUAGGUAGUGGGUGAUAAACGCGUGUGAAAUGUCACAACAUGGAUGUCCAGAAAGACUUUCGAAUAGAUCGAAGGGGUUCCAGGAGGAUGGUGCGAGCCAGCCCACGAUGGAAGUGCUGGUGGAGACCCUCACGGGCACGGCUUUCGAAAUGACCGUGUCGCCUUCGGACACCAUAUUCGCGAUCAAGUCUAAGAUAUUCAGGGUAGAAGGUAUCCCAGUAUCGCAGCAGCACCUUCUAUACAACCUGCGUGAGCUGGAUGACGCGUUGUCGCUAAAGGACCACGCCAUAGGUGACGGCGCGAGACUGCGCCUCGUGCUGGGGCUGCGAGGCGGGCCCGUGGCCACGCGCCGCCUGCCGCCGCCCGAGCCGUGGCGGGACAUCGAGCGCCUACUGCACUCACACAACAGAGAAGAGAGCGAGUGGUUUGGUUCCGGGUCAGGCAGUGGUUGUAAGGCCACGGUGCUGGUGUUCCGCGAGGGGGAAAGAGUUAACCUGGUGCGCGUGCGGGAGAACAAGGACGGCACAUACUCGCCGCUGGAUCACGCUAAAUACUCGUCGUCCCUCAGUCACCUGGUGGAGGCGGAGGCGGACGAGGCGGCGGGCGCGCUGCACGAGAACGCCGUCACGAUGGGCAAGAUGUUGGACUUGCGGCGCCGCAUGGAGAGUCUGUCCGUACAACGUCGCGCGCUGAGGCCUGGUGAAAAGCACGACAUACAGAAAACACGUUCCGAAGAAACCCUAUCCGUCCCCAGUCUGCUCGACGACGGGCCGGACUUUGCGACCCGGACAUACAACCCGUACAGUGAGGCAGAGGACAUGUUUGCGCCACUCUACGAUGGCAACUACACCAGAUAUGGCUACGACUGCUCCUUCCCCGACCGGUACACUCUGCUGCCUCCCAUUGGCACGAGGACUGACUCAGAUCAGUCUAUACAAGACGCUGUACAUGAUGAGAGGUUGAAGCUCUCAGACGUCUCAGCUCUAGCUGGGUCAAUUCUGGUGAAGGCUCGCGAGGGUGGUGAGGAGGCGGCCAUCUUGGAGGAGUGUCUGGACAGCGAGGAGUGUCUGCGGCAGGACUCACCACCGCUCACCGCCAAGAAUCUAGCGCCGAUACCCACCGCCGAGUAUGGUCCGCUAGUGGGCGGGGAGGCGGGCGGCUGGCGCGCGCGCGGUUUCGGCUCCAGCACGCAGCUCGGCAGCGCGCCGCGCUCUGCCUCCGCGCUGCCCGUGCGCGCCGCCCGGCACGCGCCGCGCGCGCCGCCGCUCUCCGACGCGCUGUUCUCCUCCUCCACCUCCGACCUGGAGAAGCUGAAAAGGAACCGGAUCUUGCCAGCGCUGAGUCGCCAUCGCAACCGAGAACACUUGCACCUGAGCGACGAAGGCUUGGACCUGUCUCGCCACUCUCCGCCGCGCAGCCGCGAGGUGGGCAGCGAGCGACGCCAGCGGCGCAUCUCCAACAUCGCCGAGACCGACGCCGCCCGGCUCCUGGCCUUCGACGAGCCCAAGCCGGAGCCCGUCGAGCAGAAGCCCGAGAAGAAGAUCGCCAGAAUACGCUGCGGGCUCUGCAAGAAGAGACUCAGCAUCGCCACCGUGCACAAGUGCCGAUGUGGGGCCGAGUUCUGCGCGCCGCACCGCUACGCCGAGGUCCACGGCUGUGCAUACGACUAUAAGGCCCACGCACACCACUACCUGCAGCAGGCCAACCCGCUGGUCAGCGCACCCAAGCUGCCCAAGAUAUAGACUGUGCGCCCGAGUUGCAAGUGUUGUGUGCUGGUGUUAGUGAAAAUGUUAUGUGGUCCGUGUGUUAAAUUUUCUGUAAGCUACAGGCAUAAGUAGUUUUUUGCGGUAGUGGAGUGGUGUGGGAAGGGUGUGAUGAUGUUAUGCGACAGCUCAGUGAUUCCUCAACUUGUGACAACUGUCACUCUCCCGCACCGCCGACUACUCAGUUAUGUGUUAUACCUGUGAGAUCCAGCCCCUCCUCUCUGGUGAAAGUUCGAAAAAUCUUUGCUAAAUCUUUUAACAAACUGACAUUUCAUGCCACUAGCACUAUGACUAUGUUUGUACCUAUUGUGAGCUGCUUGCUAUGAGCAUUAUAGUUUACCAUUGUCCCAUAUAUAGUUCCCAACUUUUUAUGAUAGUGUUUAACUUGUUGCUACAAAAUGCCAGCAGGUCUAAUCUAAUUGCAACCAAGCACUAGUCUAUAAAUUUAAAAAAAAAGUAACACCUAGUACUGAAUAAAAAAUACUAUACAUUACAUUUUCAUACUGGAGCUUACAAUGAGUCACAGUUGGAGGUUGGCAAUUUUGGUGUGAACACAGCCUUAGUAUCCACAAAUAACUUGAGCAAAAAACAGCAUAGUGGAAGAAAAUUCGUAGGAAAUUGAUCAACCAUGCUGAAAUUUAAAUUGCAUCCAAAAAAAAUGUCCAAAAAUUGUGAUUAGCACUAAAAAUAUUAUACCUACAUGAAAUAUUGCACUUUCACUAACACCAUUUUAUGUCCAAAAAGAGUAGUAGUAAAAAAAAAGUUGUUUGUAUAAUAGAAUGGCUACUUGCAAUUCUGACGCGCCCUGUUGCCGGAACGGGGCGGCACAUUGUUGAUAGUUGAUGGAUAUAAUGAUAUUAACGUGAAGUGUCUUACUCGCGCUUAUGAUUUGCUUUCGUUUCGUCAUUUCCAUUUAUAACUUUACUGGUUUGUUAUUAUUAGAUAAAUGUUGCACGGUUUUUCUGCAAAAAAUAGUCAUUAUUUCAAUUUUCACAGCUAGAUAGAAAUAUUCAAAGUUCCAUAUUUUGUUCAAAUGAUGCGUGCCAAUAAAAAAAAUGUGUGUAACUAUUCACCCUUUCACCAGCUAUAUAACCAGGGGUGUAUUUGCCUUAGGGGCAAUAGGGGCCAUGGGUACUUGCAAUUUUGACUAGCGCCCCAUUGAAGGAACUGUACUUUGUUGAUAGUUGACAGAUAUAAGUCAACUUACUUUGAUUUGGAAGGCAGAUUCAACUGAGAAGAGCCAGCAAGAGGUAAUGAAUUUUUUGAGCUAAGAACCUUUACAAAAUUUAGAACUUUCAAUCUUGACUAUAAAAUUAUUAUAAGAAUGAACUGUGCAACUAAUGUAUACUACGUAUUAUAUUAUUGUAUAUAUUAAUGUCAUUUUGUUUUUUGGGACGGAAAGAUAAAUUUAAUUAGAUUUAACGCACUUUUUAGAUGUCCCGUCGAAUGUCACUUCAGUAUGUCUGCAUUAAUAGAUCGGGAGCUGGUGCAUUAUUUAUUCAACAUAUUUUAUAAUAGCUGAAUUUUGUAUUAAAAUACUAAUGUACACAGUUAACAACCUGUUAGAGACAUAGUUACUCUUAAAGUUUUUAGUUUUACACACAGUCUUGAUGCAGAUUUUUUCAUAUUAACUUCUCAUUUGUGGUAUCAUAUUUUCGGUUUUUGAUAGGGACUAUUCAAUCGUUUUACUUUCAGGUAAUAAAGAAAUAUUUCCAGGUAUGCUACUCUGCUAGUGUUUAUAGCUUUCUUGUGUGAUUUUAUACCUACAUUAAUAUACAACAAAACAGUCAUUAAAAACUUCACUAUUUCCAAGUUAAGAAAAAGAAGAAUUGUAUGUAUAUUAAUCUGAAUUAAUACCAAUAGUAGUUCCAUGUCAUUACUAUUUGGGUAAAUAUAAAUAUACUAUACAAAAGAGUGUGAAUAUUGUGUGUGUACGUGUAUAUUGGAAAAUAAGCCGAUAUAUUAGGUAUACAAUAUGUUUGAUCCGUUCGUUGGUAGUUUUUAAAUUAAAUAAAAAUGGCCCUAUAGAACACUUUGUAAAAAUAAUGCACCAGCUCUUAGACCAUAACUUUGUUGUCUUGGGGCGGACACUCGCUCAGUUUUAACGAAUAAUAAAAUUCUAGCGAGUCCGUUGAGGUGAACGAAUUGUGAUAUAAAUUGACCUAAAUUAAGAUUAAAAUGUUGAGAAUCAUCUGCCAUGCAUGUGUGUUUUUUCGUAAUGAAAAUAAUAAUUAAUUGAUGGAAAAAAUUAUCAAAAAAAAAUUAUAUAUAUUGUAAUAAUAAUAAAUAGAUAAUAAAUGUUAUUGUUCUAAAUCUCCGAAAAGUAAAUUAGGAGAGUUUUAUGGUUAAGGACCAAAAUUAAGAUUGUACUUUUACUUUAAAAAAGUAUUCCUUGCCUCCUGGUCUAUUGAGGACAAAGUCUAUGGACCGCAUAUCGAUGGCUUACUUCACAAUUUGCACUAACUACACAAUAAUUGUGGGUUUUGCAGAAAACCUCUUUUAAGUUUAGAUUAUGACUAGCACAAAAAUAGUGAACAAUUUCAAUGCUACGUUUACUAUCUGGUAGAGUUGUGAUCAAAUCCUAAACUGUACUAUUUUUGUACUCAUCAAAUCUGAACUUAAACAGCUCUUCUGUAAAAUCAACAAUUAUUGUGUAGUUAGUGCAAUUGUGAACUAAGCCAACUAUAUGUGGUCCAUAGUCUUUGCGUAGGUGAAAAGUACAAGUUUUUAGUACUUUAUCAAACUCGCCUAAUUUAUUAGUCGGGUUUUUAGGGAAUUAUUAUAAUAAUACUCUGUAUUCGCCCUUAGUUAAUCGCAGAGGUGCUUUGUUCGUGCUAUUUCACUGGUUUCUUAUGUUCGUUGUAUAUUACGUGUAAUGUUAGAUUAAUUGCUUGCAUAGGUCGCGCCAGACUUGAUGACCGCUCCAAAGUUGGCUGAGGUCUAUAUUCUAUCGAGCUCACUUUGACUUUGAUCAGCCUUGAAGUUAGAACAAAACAAGUUUAUAUCAGAGGCAUAAAUGUCUCGUUUUAACCCUAAGGAGGAGAUCUAUAAGGCAUACUUAAUUUGGCUUUGCUCAGACUUUACUUAGGCUGUAAUCUAUAUAUUAAGACUGAGUUAAAACAGAUAGCUCUGUCUUAAGUCUGAAAUCUAUAGAGUGAGAUUUAUGUAAAGAUAAUUCUGUUUAAAAAGUCAAAGUAUGUUCUAUAGGUCUCAGCAUUGGAAUUAAAACGAGACAGAGUUGUCUCUGAAAUAAAUCUGUCUCGUUUUAUCUCGUAAGUAUGAGCAAAGUGAAAGUACACUCUAUUUCAGUCUAUUCUCUUGCUUGAAGCAAUCAUGACUGACCAUUUUACACUGUGAUUGCAAAGCAAACUAAAAUAUUUCACUGGCAGUUUCACUAGUUUCAAGCAGUUGCGAACGUUUUAAGCAGUCCAUGGUCUUUGAUAUCUAUGGGAUAAAGUGCUUUUUAAAGAGCGAUCAUCAAGUUUGGCGCCAGUUGUAAUAAUUUUUUGUUCGCCCGCUAUACGAUGUAGCGAUUGUCGGAAUCUAUAUUUAUUUAGUGCCUGAUCAUUGUGCAUUGUACUAUCACACAUUUUGUUUUAUUUCAAAUUGUUGCCUCAAUAAUCGUUUAUGUCUAAUACGUCAUUUUCUAUGGCGAUAUGCAUAUUCCUUGGUGCGUAUAAACGAAAGAACGUGCCUUUAAGGUGGAAUCAUACUUAUAGCUCGUGGCCCAAUUCGUCGCAAUUCUGUGUUUCGUGUGUUUCUGGUCAUAGAAGUUGACGUGUUAAACCCCUAUUGAAUAUAUUUAAUUAUUUUGGUGACGUUUUACCUAUAUACUAGGGGUUUGAUUUGAUUGAGCAAGACACUCGAUUUAGUUUACUUUAUAAUUUUGCAGUACCGGCAGGAAGAUUACACAUUGGACUUAAGAAAAAGAUCAUCGGCAGUUUCGACUUCACAUUGCGUCGUCUUUGUCAUUCAUAGCUAUGUUUAUAUGACGUUAUGUUGGUGACAUGUCUGUCUCAACGACAGAGACAAUGCUUUACGAAACCGAAGCGGUCGCUUAUCUCUGUCUGGUCCGAUGUUUCAUCUUUCCUGUUUUUCCGGGUACAUUUAUGACUAAAUUUAUUGCAAAGGAGUUUGAGGUCAUAUUUAUUUUGACAUUUCGAUACAUGAAUUUGAUGAUAUAUGCUCGAAAUCUAUCAACGAUGUUGAGAUGUGCAAACUUGUAUUCCGUCAUAUUUGCAGUUUUUGUGCAAGGAGAUCUAUAUAGUGCACUUCGACUUUGGUCAGACUUAAGAUACUGUUAAAACGAGACAGCGUUAUAGCGCUGACAUAUAUCUGUCUCGUUUUAAGAAGCUUAAGUCUGAGCAAAGUCAAAGUGCGCUCUAUAGAUCUCACCCUAAUUAAGAGGGAUUGUGAUUAUCGCAUUGACCGUUUCAAAGGUUCGUAAUCGAGUGUGUUGCCCAAUUAACCUUGCAGUCUGAUUAGUAGUGUCCAUAUUUUCUAGGGUUUUCAAAUAUAUUUGUCGCAUGGUUUAUGUUUUACUAGAAAUAUUUGUACAUUGUAUUGUAUAUUUAUAAACUUAUCUUUUUUUGCUUCGCCUAAAUAAUAGUGGAAUUAUUUUUGUAUAAAAUGGAGGUAGCUUGAUUGAAGUCUUUGGCUAAAAGUUGUACUGUUUACAUAGGCGCGAAAUUCCGACCGAAACUUUCGCAGUGAUAGUUUGAUUGCGAUAUCUUAGUACAUUUUUUACGAUGUCGUAUGCGAUUUUUUACUAAAAAAUUGACAGAAUUUGUGGACGAAAGAAAUUGUAGUAUCGAACGAUAUUUCGGCCGAAAUUUCGCACUUAUUUGAGAAUAGGAUACAUAAUCUUUAUCACGAAAAAAAUACUAUCAACACUGAAAAAAAUGUUCCCAUGUUUACGGUUGCCUGUUAUUGAAGAUUAAUAGGUAAUAAUAAUUUAUAUACAAAAGUUUUGAAACAUAAACCAAUAGCCUCAACAAAGUGUAUCAUUUUUCAAGCUUUUUAAGCCCUGUUUACAUUACGAUAGUUCCUCAUUUCAAAGUCCGAAGCGACUUGAGACUUCUCGGGAGGAACUGUCUCAAUGUAAACGAGGCUUUCUGUCCUAAUGAAGUAACUCCGAAGUUCCUAUCUCACCGACUAACGAAUAAAAUUGUAAUCCCAUUAAAAAAAUUAAAUAAAAAUACAAUAC